Messenger RNA from Prunus dulcis (almond), 2904 nucleotides. RefSeq names its product urease. Gene Ontology annotation, cellular component: urease complex. Gene Ontology annotation, biological process: urea catabolic process. Lineage: Eukaryota; Viridiplantae; Streptophyta; Magnoliopsida; Rosales; Rosaceae. The coding region runs from base 185 to 2692 and encodes 835 amino acids. The record is from RefSeq and is a predicted model, not a curated record. The transcript is spliced from 19 exons. Gene Ontology annotation, molecular function: urease activity; nickel cation binding.
AGGUGCCCACUUUCAGACAUUUCACUUGGGAGUCUCGGGGACCCAGCUGUGUCUGAGUAUCAUCGGACAGACAGUCACACCAGCUUCGUAUCUGUUGACAAGUAAGAAGUUAUGUCAUCUCUGUCAGCAGUUUAAUAAUUCUCUGUAGGCAUUGACUUGAAAGCAAGGACAAGGAGUGGAAAAAAUGAAGGUGGUUCCAAGAGAAGCUGAGAAAUUGAGUCUGCAUAAUGCUGGAUAUCUAGCACAGAAACGUCUUGCUCGUGGUUUGAGGCUCAACCACCCAGAAGCUGCAGCACUCAUAGCCACACAGGUUUUGGAGUUUGUUCGUGAUGGUGACAAAUCUGUGGCAGACUUGAUGGACAUUGGGAGACAGCUCCUGGGAAGGAAGCAAGUUCUUCCUGGUGUUCAACAUCUUUUGGAUAUGGUGCAGGUUGAAGGGACCUUUCCUGAUGGGACUAAGUUAAUUACCAUUCAUGAUCCAAUUUCUAGUGAUAAUGGAAAUCUGGAACUAGCUUUAAAGGAUUCUUUUCUUCCUGUUCCCUCACUAGACAAGUUUCCUGAAAUGGAAGAUAACAAAAUUCCGGGUGAAGUUAUCUUUGGAGGUGGUGCCAUUGUGCUUAAUCAUGGAAGGAAAGCAAUAGUCCUCAAAGUUGUUAACACAGGAGACAGGCCAGUUCAGGUUGGCAGUCACUAUCACUUCAUUGAGGUCAACCGCGCCCUGAUUUUUGAUCGAAUGAAAUCAUAUGGCAUGCGCCUGAAUAUACCAGCUGGAACAGCCAAGAGAUUUGAGCCAGGGGAGAGUAAACAUGUCACACUUGUAAGUAUUGGAGGUAAUAGAGUAAUCAGAGGAGGAAAUGGCAUUGUGGAUGAUCCAGUAGAUGAUGGCAAACAAAAGGCAGUCCUGGAAGCUUUAGAAGCGAGAAAAAUUCGAAAUGAGGAAGAACCAAAAGCUAGUGAAGGUGUUGCAGGAAGAGAUCUAGCUUUCACCACAGUAAUUCCUCGUGAGGCAUAUGCAAACAUGUAUGGCCCUACUACUGGUGACAAAAUUCGGCUUGGUGAUACCAACUUGUUUGCUGAAAUUGAAAAGGACUUUACUGUUUAUGGGGAUGAAUCUGUAUUUGGAGGUGGUAAAGUUAUAAGAGACGGAAUGGGCCAGUCAUCUGGGAACCAACCAGCCAAUUCGUUGGAUACUGUUAUAACCAAUGCUGUGAUCAUUGAUUAUAGCGGGAUCUUUAAGGCAGAUAUUGGUAUCAAAGAGGGUAAUAUAUUUGCCGUUGGAAAAUCAGGCAAUCCAGAUGUUAUGGAUGGUGUAAAUAUGACCAUUGGGGUUAACACUGAGGUCAUUGCUGGGGAAGGAAUGAUUGUGACUGCAGGCGCCAUAGACUGUCACGUGCACUUCAUAUGCCCUCAAUUAGCUUAUGAAGCAAUAUCGAGUGGUAUCACAACCUUAGUAGGAGGUGGAACAGGACCUGCUACUGGGACUCGUGCAACAACUUGUACACCAGCUCCGUCACAAAUGAAGUUAAUGCUGCAAGCAACUGAUGACCUACCUCUAAAUUUUGGCUUUACAGGGAAGGGGAACAGUUCGAAACCUGAUGGACUACAUGAUAUAAUAAGGGCUGGGGCAAUGGGACUGAAACUGCAUGAGGACUGGGGAACUACUCCUGCUGUGAUAGACAAUUGUUUGACCGUGGGAGAUCAAUAUGACAUCCAGGUUAAUAUCCAUACAGACACCUUGAAUGAAUCUGGAUUUGUGGAAGAUACAAUUUGUGCAUUUAAAGAAAGAACUAUCCAUACUUACCACAGUGAAGGAGCAGGUGGAGGCCAUGCUCCAGAUAUCAUCAAAGUGUGUGCUGUUAAGAAUGUCCUGCCCUCAUCAACGAACCCCACUCGGCCUUUCACUUCCAAUACUAUAGAUGAGCAUCUUGAUAUGCUGAUGGUUUGCCAUCACCUGGACAAGGACAUUCCAGAAGAUGUAGCUUUUGCUGAAUCAAGAAUAAGGGCUGAAACAAUUGCUGCAGAAGAUAUUUUGCAUGAUAUGGGGGCAAUUAGCAUUAUAUCUUCUGAUUCACAGGCUAUGGGUCGGAUUGGAGAGGUGAUAAGCAGAACUUGGCAAACUGCUGACAAGAUGAAGUCACAAAGAGGGUCGAUAGAACCUAGGGGAUCCGAAAAUGACAACUUUCGGAUCAAGCGAUACAUCGCAAAAUAUACAAUAAAUCCAGCAAUAGUUAAUGGAUUUUCUCAAUAUGUUGGUUCAGUUGAGGUGGGGAAGUUGGCUGAUCUUGUUCUAUGGAAGCCAUCUUUCUUUGGCGCAAAACCAGAAAUGGUGGUCAAAGGUGGUGCUAUUGCAUGGGCUAAUAUGGGUGAUCCAAACGCAAGCAUCCCCACACCUGAACCGGUCAUAGCGAGGCCUAUGUUUGGUGCAUUUGGCAAGGCUGGUAGUGCUAACUCCAUUGCUUUUGUCAGCAAGGCAGCUAUAGAUAAUUGCGUUAAAGACUUGUAUGGCCUUGACAAGACAGUCGCUGCCGUGGGCAAUGUUAGGAAACUCAACAAACUGGACAUGAAACUCAACGACGCGCUGCCAAAGAUAGAGGUUGAUCCGGAGACAUACACGGUAACAGCAGAUGGCCAGGUUCUUACCUGCAGUCCAGCCACCACAGUACCCCUAUCUCGGAACUACUUCAUGUUUUAGGCGGAUCCUCCAUAGUUCGUUCGAACCUCUACCACUUGUACAUUAAAUUUAUAAUACAAGCCCAAUAAAACUCACAUAAACACUGGUCCUUCCAUGUUGUGUAAAACAGAACCUUCCUGACUUUGACAGAUAUAUGGAUCCUGCAUGUGAUCUUCUGAGAAUCUGAGUGCAUAUAUUUGGUUGAGCCUAAGAAAAUAGAUAAUCUUAUGCAA